Cydia pomonella (codling moth) is the source of this 1673-nucleotide messenger RNA. RefSeq names its product secretion-regulating guanine nucleotide exchange factor. The record is from RefSeq and is a predicted model, not a curated record. Gene Ontology annotation, molecular function: guanyl-nucleotide exchange factor activity. Lineage: Eukaryota; Metazoa; Arthropoda; Insecta; Lepidoptera; Tortricidae. Gene Ontology annotation, cellular component: cytoplasm.
ACAUCUGCCUUUUGUCAAUGUCAAAUCUUAAGUUUAUGUCAUGUUCAUAUAAUAAGAUUCAUAUCAUAUAUUAGCCGGGUCUUAUCAAACCCCGACAUUGGCAGAAUCAUCAACACCUUGAUGGAGCCAUAACACGAAAAAUUGAUUGAAAUAACUGGACUAAAUAUAAUAUUAAUUAAUAAAUGUACGAACCCGAGAAAUGCAACUGGUGACUAAAUCCAAUAUUUAUUGAAUCAUCUUUCAGUUCUCAGUCAUUGAACAUGUCACUUUGGUCAUGGGGUGCCAACUCCCAUGGUCAAUUAAGCAUCGGUGAAAACAACGAACAAGUUAAAACUCCUACCAAAGUAGUUUAUGAAUGUUGUAACAGUCAUGGAGUGCAACAAGUUGCUUGUGGAGGUGGUCAUAGUCUUCUACUAGACAGAGACGGUAAACUGUUUUCUUGUGGCUGGAAUAUAAAAUUGCAACUUGGAAAAGAAAAUGAAACUGACAUGUUUGAGAGGGUGUGGAAACUAAGUGGCAUUAAAUUCACUAACAUUGUAUGUGGCUGGGACUUCAGUUGUGCUGUAACUGAUGACAAUUUCCUGUUUGUAUGGGGCUCAAACAGUAAUGGGCAACUUGGAUUACCAAAAGAACACUUUACAGAUGUAGUGAAACCCAUUAGGCUACAAGUUAAUGCAUGUUCCGUAGCCAUGGGAUUGAGGCACACAGCUAUUGUCAACUCCAAAGGUGAAGUGUGGAUUACAGGAUGUGGGAAACAUGGACAACUUGGUUUAGGUGAAGAAACUUUACAAUCUGACAGAUUCCAAAAUGUACAAAAAGUGGGAAAAGUAACUCACAUUGCUUGUGGACAAAACCAUACAGCUGCAUGGUGUACAGAAGAAAAAGCUUUAUAUGUUUGGGGGGACAAUAAGCAUGGACAACUGCUACUCAGUCCUGACAAGUAUAAAAAAAUUUACACUCCACAGAAAAUUGAUAUUGAUGUUAAACAAGGAAUUCGGAAGCUUCUAAGUGGCUGGACUAACAUGUUACUGUGGCUUGAGAAUGGAACAUUACUUUGCUGGGGACGGAACAGUUAUGGACAACUAGGGACUGAGCAGCCUUUUGUGGGAAAAAUCAUCAAGGUUAAUUUGCCAGAUAACAGAGUGGUCCAAGAUAUAGCACUUGGAUCAGAACAUACAAUCUGUUUGGCUACAGACAACACCCUAUGGGCCUGGGGUUGGAAUGAACAUGCCAACACAGGCACUGACUCAGGGGAACAUGUGUUUCAGCCGACACAGAUCCUUUUAAAUAUGAGACCUGGUGAAAAAAUCACACAGAUAUAUGCUGGAGGAGCUCACAAUUUCAUAUACAUUGAAGAUACUAAACAAGAAGUGGAACAAAUUACUGAAAAAUAAUUAAUUGUGAUUAAACUUACACAAACUUUCUAGUCAUACUUUACAUGUAUUACUUAUUUUGAUUUUCAUGGUGCUUAACCAGUUUUAAUUAUUCAUAAGUGUUAUAAUAAUGAUGUCACUUUAUUAAAACUUCACAAAAUAUCAUGAUUAAAAUAGAAAAAUGCUAAAGUUGAGAAUGAGAUAUUAAUUGUGUAUUGUUAUCUAAGGGCCCUUGUUGGCUGGAAAUCAUUUUUUCUAUUAUUUUUUCUCUAUGACAAUAAUAAAACAUUGUUUACAAAA